AUGGCUAAGUCACCGCAGGAUCUUCAGAUCGCCAUCCUGGGCGCUGGUAUGGGAGGGCUCACAUGUGCCCUGGCCCUAGCCCAGGAAGGCUUCAAGAAUAUUGAUGUCUAUGAAUCGGCCUCGGACCUGGGCUUCGUUGGAGCGGGUAUCCAACUGGCGCCGAACAUGGCCCGAGUGCUGGACCGCCUGGGAGUAUGGAAGGGAAUUGAAGCCGAGGCCGUAAAUAUCGAAGAGACCAGCGUCAGAGUGGGUGCAACCGAUUCUGAGUUGGCGCAUGUUCCGCUGCAAUAUAUCAAAGACACAUAUGGAUACCCGCACAUGGUGGGCCACCGUUCAUCGCUGUCCAACGGACUGUACCAAGGCUGUCUGCGCUACCCGAACAUCAAGUUCCAUUUCUCCACGUCUACCGGGGACGUCGACUCGUUCGGUCCCCGGCCCUCCUUCACAGCGACGCCGCGCGACUCCAGCCAAGCGCCGUACCGCGUCGAGGCCGACGUGCUGCUGGGCGCCGACGGCAUCAAGAGCAACACGCGGGUCGCCAUGAUGGACAAGCUCAGCAUCCAGACCGGCGUGAAGGAUACGAACCAAGCGGCCUACCGAAUCAUGAUCCACAAGGACCAGAUCAAGGACGACCCGGAGCUCCUGGAGCUGAUCAACGGCACCAAGGUGACGCGCUGGAUCGGCGAGAAGCGUCACAUCAUCGCCUACCCCGUGUCCAACAACACCAUCUACAACCUUUCCACCGUCCAGCCCGACACCAACUUCGCCGCCGCCACCAACGCCACCUACACGACGCGCGGAUCGAAGAAGACCAUGUUGGAGGUCUUCGGCGAUUUCUGCCCCAUGGUGCAGCGCAUGCUGAGCUACGUCCCCGAGGGCGAGGUCUGCGAAUGGAAGCUGCGGGUCCACGAGCCCUUGGAUACGUGGGUGCAUGAGUCCACCGCUCUGGUCGGUGAUGCUUGCCACCCGACAUUGCCCCAUCUUGCGCAGGGAGCCGCGCAAGCCAUUGAAGACGGUGCCGUGAUUGCCAUCGCAUUAUCCCUGCUACCCGAUACGACCCCCGCCUCGAUCGCGAAGGCGCUGAAGGUGUACGAGAAGGUUCGGAAGGACCGGGCGUAUGCGCUGGUCGAGCUGGCAGCUGCAUCGGGUCGGGCUCUUCAUUUGGGGGACGGCGCUGCCAAGGAGGAACGAGACAAGCAGUUCGCUGCGUUGAAGAAGGGCAACGGACCCGUUCCGGAUAAGUGGGCCGAUGCGGAUGUGCAGAAGAUUAUCUAUGGCUUUGAUUGCCAGCAGGAGACGCGGGAGAAGUUCAAUGAGUAUUUCGCGUAA
Molecule: messenger RNA, 1329 nt
Organism: Aspergillus bombycis
Lineage: Eukaryota; Fungi; Ascomycota; Eurotiomycetes; Eurotiales; Aspergillaceae
Product: putative monooxygenase
Exons: 3
Coding region: 1-1329 (442 amino acids)
Biological process (GO): secondary metabolite biosynthetic process
Molecular function (GO): monooxygenase activity; FAD binding
Source: RefSeq, a predicted model, not a curated record